Messenger RNA from Eutrema salsugineum, 942 nucleotides. RefSeq names its product U2 small nuclear ribonucleoprotein B''. The transcript is spliced from 5 exons. Gene Ontology annotation, biological process: mRNA splicing, via spliceosome. Gene Ontology annotation, cellular component: U2 snRNP. The record is from RefSeq and is a predicted model, not a curated record. Gene Ontology annotation, molecular function: RNA binding. Lineage: Eukaryota; Viridiplantae; Streptophyta; Magnoliopsida; Brassicales; Brassicaceae. The coding region runs from base 125 to 811 and encodes 228 amino acids.
GAACUGGAAACAGCAUAAUUCUUAAACACUUCUUCUUCUCGUCUCUCUCGUUUCUCAUUAGGUCUCUCGCUAAAUUAUUCAGACUCGCUAUCGUCGUCAUCUUCGCGAAACACAGUCGGAAAAAAUGUUGACGGCAGAUAUCCCACCGAAUCAGUCAAUCUACAUCAAAAACCUCAACGAAAAGAUCAAGAAAGAAGAAUUGAAGAGAUCUCUUUACUGUUUGUUCUCUCAGUUUGGGAGGAUUCUUGAUGUUGUUGCUCUAAAGACUCCAAAGCUCCGGGGACAAGCUUGGGUUGCAUUUAGUGAAGUCACUGCUGCUAGUAAUGCGGUUCGUCAGAUGCAGAAUUUCCCCUUCUAUGAUAAGCCAAUGCGCAUACAAUACGCAAAAUCAAAGUCAGAUUGUAUUACUAAAGCUGAUGGAACUUUCGUUUCAAGAGAUAAGAAGAGGAAGCAAGAAGAAAAAGUUGAAAGAAAGCGUGAAGAAACCCAAGGACCAAACAUGGCUAAUGGCCCAACUUCCCAGAACGGAGCAGCCCCUGCGCCUCCGUUCCAGCCGAGCGGGCAAGAAGCGAUGCCACCAAACAACAUACUCUUCAUUCAGAAUCUUCCACACGAGACAACAAGCGUGAUGCUUCAGCUUCUCUUCGCACAGUACCCGGGAUUCAAAGAGAUAAGAAUGAUCGACGCAAAGCCAGGGAUUGCGUUUGUGGAAUACGAAGACGAUGUUCAAUCUUCCAUGGCUAUGCAAGCUCUUCAGGGUUUCAAGAUCACUCCCCAGAAUCCAAUGAUCAUCUCUUUUGCCAAGAAAUAAGAACAGAGAAGGAAACACUGUUUUGUAUUUUUGUUUGUCUUUAAAAGAUUAUGAUGAUGAGACUGUACCUGGUGUGUAUAACCGCCGGUUUGACGCUUUUGGUUCAAUUGAUCCCGGUUUGGUUAACGACA